AUGUUACUCCCAUCUGCGCUUCCUAGCGACAUGCCACAACAGUCGACCCAGUCGCAUCUCGCGCCCAACCUACUAUUCAACACUCCACCCCCCACCGAAGAUGAUCUGUUCCCAUCAGGCAAUGGCCUACUGGGAACCAGUCGCGCCCUCCAAUCCCUUCUCAAUAUCUCUCCUGCUUCGAUCCCCCGUCGCAAGACUCCUCCACGUCUCUUAAGUCCCCUCCAGCUACGAUCCCCUCCUCCCUCCCGGUCGCAGAAGCGAGUGGCCCAGAAAGACUUGAACAACCUCACGCGCUCCUCCCCAUCACCCUGCUCUCCCUCCAGACUUACGCGUCGUGCGAACAAGCGCCACCGAUCUGCCUAUGAAAUUGACCUCGACUCGGAAGUUGAGGAUCGCGAACCCUCCAAAAAUGCCAAAUCGCGCGACCGUUUCUCCACGCCCAAACGUCGCAGACAAAUCCCCAAUGACCUACCACUAGGUCUUACACAGGAAGACUUCUAUUCACUUUAUUCACCCCCGAUCACACAGUCGCCUCUGUCGCCGGCGCAUCGACCGCAAGAAGAUCUGAGCGCAAGUGAAAUAAACCCUCUGGAAACCUCACUAUACAAUCCCGACGCGCCACUGCCGUCCAUCGAGACAAACGAUGAAAGCAUAAAGUCCGCGUCACACGAAAUACUUCCGAUCGAUGCGUCACCUUCCUGGGUCGCAGAGGACGAUCGACGGCUAGUGAACUUGGUCCUCGAAAGAUAUCAAUUCUCCGAACAAAUCUUGGACGACUGCGCCAGAGAACUGGGCAGAAACCACGAAUCCAUCAGACGCAGAUGGCAAACUCUCCUAGGCCAAGGGGAGAUAGGCUUGCGACGAGGAGCUAAACCAGACCCGCUGGGGACCUAA
Molecule: messenger RNA, 894 nt
Organism: Aspergillus neoniger CBS 115656
Lineage: Eukaryota; Fungi; Ascomycota; Eurotiomycetes; Eurotiales; Aspergillaceae
Exons: 1
Coding region: 1-894 (297 amino acids)
Source: RefSeq, a predicted model, not a curated record